Pyricularia pennisetigena is the source of this 876-nucleotide messenger RNA. RefSeq lists its product as uncharacterized. The transcript has 3 exons. The record is from RefSeq and is a predicted model, not a curated record. NCBI's taxonomy places the organism in Eukaryota, Fungi, Ascomycota, Sordariomycetes, Magnaporthales, Pyriculariaceae. Bases 1 to 876 code for a protein of 291 amino acids.
AUGGUGAAAGAUAUAACAGAAGUCCUGCAAAAACUGGACAAGGGGUCCCGAAUGAUAGUGAAAAGUGGGGUUUUUGAGAAGACGGUGGACGAUCGCAUCAUCCAAGCUGGCCAGCUACUAGCAGAUGGCGGACCGAAGCUAGGAUCCGAGGCUUUUUUGAAGAGGAAGCUCUACACAGAGUUUCUACAACGUGCCUGUGUUGUCGCGGGAAUAGAAGGCGCUAUAUUUUGUGCGGCUGGGCUAGGGUGCAGCUACAUUCAUGCGAUGGGGAAAAAUGCUCGCAUCGACUUGCUGGCCUGCCUCAGACAGAAACUAGAUGAGUUUAAGGAGUUUGAGGAAAUGGCCGCAAAGCACGAAGUCGCCGUCAAUUACGGGCCAAGACAACAAAUCGUUGAUGGAAGACACCCGCCUCCCACACAGAUGGCUUCUACUCAGCUUGGUGGAAUCGAGCCGCCUCCCACACAAGUGGCUUCCACUCAGCUAGGUGGAAUCCAACCAGGCGGGAACCAACUUCCUCGACUUGACCUAGGGCCGCAAAGUUACCAGACAUAUGUUACGUGGCAGGAUGUGCAGAAUUCUCUCACGAACCAUACAACAAUUGAUGGGGCGCCGGUACUGGUGUCGAAUUUGCGGGGUACUCCAGCAUAUGUUGCAUUCCCAGUCACAUGGGAAUUUGAGUUCAGCUUGCUCACGAGGCACGAUGGAAACGUAGUCACUCUAGCGCUUUUUCUCAAUAUAGCCUACACGAAUAUUGCCCCUGGACAAAUAACUCCAACCCUUCUGCCACUUGAUGAAUACCAAGUUCUGCCCAUCGGUCGCGCCUACUAUAUAGAUAGGCUUUACCGCGCCUUCUUCAAACACAUCGAUUCUCCCUGA